This is a messenger RNA of Colius striatus (speckled mousebird), 702 nucleotides long. It is a transcript of the gene TMEM182, whose product is annotated as transmembrane protein 182. Gene Ontology annotation, cellular component: membrane. The record is from RefSeq and is a predicted model, not a curated record. Bases 1 to 702 code for a protein of 233 amino acids. Lineage: Eukaryota; Metazoa; Chordata; Aves; Coliiformes; Coliidae. The transcript has 5 exons.
AUGAAACUGAGUGUGGGGAUAUUUUUUGGAGGUUUCUUUGCAGCUCUGGGGGUUUUACUCUUUCUGGUGGCAUUUGGAACUGAUUAUUGGCUUCUUGCUACAGAAACAGGAAACUGUUUGAAAGCACCUGAAGACACUGGGGGAGAGAAGGCCACUUUCCAUCAUGAAGGUUUCUUCUGGAGAUGCUGGUUUAGUGGAAAUGUAGGAGAAAAUAAUGCCAGCAUGUGGAAUUUCUGGUAUACUAACCAGUCACCUUCUAAGAACUGUACACAUGCCUACCUGUCACCAUUUCCUCUUAUCCGAGAUGAGCACAACUCAACCUCCUAUGACUCUGCAAUCAUUUAUCGUGGUUUCUGGACAGUUCUUAUGCUCCUGGGAGUGCUCACUAUUGUGAUGGCUAGUUUCUUCAUCAUCUGUGCCGCUCCUUUUGCCAGCCACGUUCUGUACAAAGCAGGAGGAGGCUUUUUUAUCAUUGCUGGUGUCUUGUUUUCUCUGGUAGUCGUGAUGUAUGUCAUCUGGGUCCAGGCGAUGGCUGAUCUGGAAAACUACACAAACAUGAAACAAAUGGAUUGCCCAGACUUUGCAGUUUACGUACAUUACGGCUGGUCUUUUAUGCUGGCUCCUAUAGGAGCGUUUUUUGCUUUGUUAGCAGGAAUGCUGUUCUUGUUGGUAGGACGUGCCAUUUAUUUACACUCAGACUAG